Molecule: messenger RNA, 2304 nt
Organism: Naegleria fowleri
Lineage: Eukaryota; Heterolobosea; Eutetramitea; Acrasida; Naegleriidae
Exons: 1
Coding region: 1-2304 (767 amino acids)
Molecular function (GO): protein-containing complex binding
Source: RefSeq, a predicted model, not a curated record
AUGACAACUAGCAACGACAAGCAAAGAGCGAGCAGUAGUAUGGGUUGGCCUUCUCAGCCCGAUGCUUCUUCUCAUCAUAAUUCUCGAGUUAGUACGGCCAUUGCAACCAACAACAACAAAAACAACAACUCGGGGAAGACUUCUCUUCCUGCAUCGAGAAUUAAUUCUGCAAUCACUCACUCUUCUGGCUCAAUAAUUGGUGCACAAGCAAAUCCUAACAACAACAAUAACACUACGACAGAAAAUAAUAGAUCAUCUUCUACACGUACUCUACCUUCUCUCAAGCAACCACCCCAUGUACAACAACGAAUAGGCAAAUUAUCGAUCACUCCCACACCAACACCACCUCCAUCUCAACAGCAGCAUGAAGAAAUAGGAUCUGGCUUUCUUAAGGAAAUUAAUUGGACUCGCAAAAAGAAAAAACGACUGAAACCAAUCAGCUCUUUUAUUGAUGAGCAAGUUGAACAAUUCAAACUCAACGAAAGCGUUCAAGUUGACAAUGAAGCUAAUACUUUCAUGACGGAAAUGCAUAUUACUUCUCCCGAUAAAUCCAAGUCUCGCACCACCACUGCUCAUUCCCACAAUUCAAACGAGCUCUUUGUGGAGGAUCCAUUCGAUGCUUCGGAAAGAAACAAGGAUGUUAAGAUCGCCCUUAGUAACACAAUCAAACGAGUGAAUCAAGCGAAAGAAAAACGUCAUGAAUAUUGGAAAAACCCUAAUGACAAUAGUUUUGUUGCGUCACCUCUGUUGAAUAAGUUUCCUUUCCAAGAACUAGAGUCUAGCAAUUUUCGAUUACUAUUUAGCAAAUCUAAAGAAUUUGAUUCCAAGCCAGAAUUCACUAGAGAACGAUUAGAGAAAGUUUUUACACCUUUCAAAAUUUACCAAAGCAGCAAAACUAAUUUAACAUCCGACAUUUCCCUCUUAAAUAAUGUUGAAGAACCUGAGGAAAAUCAACCUGAACCGACUACUAAAAAAUCAGCACCCAAAAUAUUGGCUGACAAAAAAUUUGAGGAAAAGAUUGACGAUGAGUUAAGGAAAACCGAUGUUCAAUUUAAGGAUCUUUUUCAAAAAGCUCAUCAUGUGGUGGCUAGUGGAAAAGUACAAGGUGGAUCCUUACAAAAUCCUUUUGGAGAUAUUUAUUCUAGUUAUUUUAAACAACAUCAAUCAGAAUAUGGUCAAAAGAAAUUGAAACCAAUCACCAAAUCCAUGAAUUCUGAUAACUGGAGAAAUGAAUUUUUAGGAUCUCAGAUUUAUAGCCAACAAUAUUUACUCAAUGCACUGGAUGAACGAUUUGGAAAUAGACUCUCAGUGUUACAAUCUCGACAAUACUUGGAGAAAAUUGCUGAAAUAUCGCUAAAAAGGUCAGAAAAAUAUGCAGUCUGUGGAUUGAAUGAACCUCAGAUGAGAAAACUAACAGAUACUUCAUUGGACUCCAUGUGGGAUAAACUAAAUCAUUCACUCGAGGUCAAGAAGAGCAAGUUUUAUCACUCAGUUCUUUUUUACAGACGCUUAUUAUUUCAUUUAGAAACAAUCAAGGUUCCCACUUCUGAGAAUGAGUAUCUGAUAAAGUUAUUGGAGUCCAUUCGGAAACAUAUCAUUGAACACCCAACAGACGAUCUUACUAAGGAAGGAAUUUUCUUUAAAAACAUCAAACCAUUAGUGCAAGAAAUGAGCAAACUCGACUCGAGAAUGUCAACAAGUAAUUUAUUCAAAACAUCCAGACUCGAUAGCUUCUUUGGUAAUCGAGAGACUGUGCGAGUCAUUUUGUUCUUUAUUGCUGAGCUGAAUAUUAACAGUGAAGAUUUAUUUACUAACUUUUUACACAAACUUCGUCUCAAACAUAGCAAAGUCAUGGAUGAGUUGAGAAUCAAGUUGAAAGAACGAGAAGCUCAACAACAAAAAUUGAUCCGAAAAGUUGAGUUAUUUCAAGUUGAAGGGGCCGACAAGAAUUUUAUCCGAGCGAUGGUAUUGGCUUUACAACCACAAUCGUUUUUAGCUGGUGCUAUCAUUGUGAAAAAGGGAGAUAUUGGUAAUGAAAUGUACUUUAUUUUGAGAGGCGUGGCGGAAGUUGUCACUGAAGAUAGCGAGCCUAAAAUUAUUGCUUCUCUCGACGAAGGCAAGUUUUUUGGAGAGGUUAGUGUAGUGUUAGACCAAACCAGAAUGGCCACAGUUCGAGCUGGGACAGAUUGUGAUCUCUUUGUUCUCAAUAAGGAUGCUCUGAAACGAAUUGAAGAAGAAUUUCCUGAGCCUGUUGAAAAAAUCAGAGAAAAGGCAAUCGAGCGAUUGAAUGCAGCCAACAAGUAG